AUGUUGCACAGGGAGCUGCAGGUCUUUAGCAGCUCCUACUCUAUUUCUCUGGUGAUGGAGACAGUGGUGGAAGCAGAACUCUGUUUUCCAGAACUUGGCAACUCCUCCUGCAAAAAGCACCUCCGUCCCCGCUCAGAAGCAUUGCUCAUUUAUUCAGUGCUGUGCUGCAUCUCUCUGCUCACUGUGGUUCUCAACCUGCUGGUCAUCGUCUCCAUCUCUCACUUCAGGCAGCUCCACACUCCCACCAACCUCCUCCUCCUCUCUCUGGCUGUGUCUGAUUUCCUUGUUGGUCUCAUUGUGAUGCCAUUUGAAAUUGUCCUGAAUGAAACCUGCUGGCUCCCGGGUGACCCAUUGUGCGCUGCCUAUUAUAUCCUACCUUUUAUUGGCGUCUCUGCCUCCGUAGGAAACAUGGUGCUGAUAUCAGUGGACCGGUAUGUGGCCAUCUGUGACCCUCUGCGUUACCCGACCAAAGUCACUCAAAGUGCUGUUAAAGUCUGUGUCCUCUUGUGUUGGUUUAACUCUGCUCUCUAUAACCUUGCAUUUUUAUUCAAUAACCUAAAACAGUCAGACAAAUUUUACUCCUGCCAUGGAGAAUGUGCGAUUAACAUAAAUGGAGCUGUUGACCUUAUGAUAAGCUUCUUUAUCCCCAUCACAGCCAUUGUCCUUAUGUACAUGAGGGUGUUUGUGGUGGCUGUGUCUCAGACUCGUGCCUUGCGCUCACAGAUUACAGCUGUCAAAAGCAAACAUUCACUGACUGUUCAGAAAUCCGAGCUGAAAGCAGCAAGGACUCUUGGAGUUGUCGUUGCUGUGUUUCUCCUUUGUUACUGUCCAUAUUAUUGUGUGACCCUCUCUGGGUAUAACCUCACAAUGGUUUCAUCUACUAAAGCCUUUUUAGAUUUUCUGGUGUUGUUCAACUCAUCCCUGAACCCUGGGAUCUACACCUUUCUCUAUCCCUGGUUUAGAAAAAGCAUUAAGCUCAUAGUGACAUUAGCCAUUUUGCAGCCAAAUUCCAGCAAGGCCAAAGUAAUGUAG
This is a messenger RNA of Betta splendens (Siamese fighting fish), 1032 nucleotides long. Its product is annotated as trace amine-associated receptor 1-like. NCBI's taxonomy places the organism in Eukaryota, Metazoa, Chordata, Actinopteri, Anabantiformes, Osphronemidae. Gene Ontology annotation, molecular function: trace-amine receptor activity. The transcript is spliced from 2 exons. Bases 1 to 1032 code for a protein of 343 amino acids. Gene Ontology annotation, cellular component: membrane. The record is from RefSeq and is a predicted model, not a curated record. Gene Ontology annotation, biological process: G protein-coupled receptor signaling pathway.